AUGCUGGAUUUGAACAUUCCCGACUCCGACGUUACAACGUCAGCAUAUUACAGUACUCUGGUCCCAGGACUAGCUAUUAAUACAACAACUCGGCUUCACUGGUGGGGUGGCAACUAUACCAUUGGAAAGCAUGGUCUUUUCGUGAACUCGAGCGACGCCAUCGCCGAAUAUACAGCUCCCCGACCUCGAGACAGCACCAAUCAUACCUAUAUACUCUACCUCUUCGAGCAACUCCGAGGUUAUGUCCUUCCAGAGGAGGCUUUGGAUGGAACGUACUAUUCUCAGACGGCCGAGGCUCGUUUCAACUUCACACUGGCUCCUAUUGUCAAGGAAGUGGGUGAACCAGUGGCAGCUACUUAUUUCCUGAGCAACAACCCUUGA
This is a messenger RNA of Penicillium cataractarum, 381 nucleotides long. RefSeq lists its product as uncharacterized. The transcript has a single exon. The coding region runs from base 1 to 381 and encodes 126 amino acids. The record is from RefSeq and is a predicted model, not a curated record. Lineage: Eukaryota; Fungi; Ascomycota; Eurotiomycetes; Eurotiales; Aspergillaceae.